Messenger RNA from Moneuplotes crassus, 1731 nucleotides. The record is from the annotation of a GenBank genome assembly. Lineage: Eukaryota; Ciliophora; Spirotrichea; Euplotida; Euplotidae.
AUGUCACAGUCAAAAUCUCACUUGCCAGAAUCUCCAAGCAAGAAGCAUAGGAAGACUAAAAGUACGGCCUUUACAGGUCUUAAUAUUGAUAAAAGAAAGGACUUUAAACUCCUAUACAACCUAUCUGUAAAGAAUUUAGAGCAAAGUAGAGUCUCUCUAGCUACAGCAUCUCGGAAAAGUGUUGCAUGAAAGAGCAUUAAGCCUAAAAAGGCUCAGGCCAAGGAAGAUCCUUAUAAAAGAGUCUUGCUAAAGUUCUUUAAAUAUAAAGACCAAGAGCUUGAGGAGUACCAGAAGAAAGCAGAGGAGCUUCACAGCCUCAAAAUGCAAGAAAAAUCACGAUUAGAACAGGAGAAGAUUGAGGAAGAACUCAGACAGCAGAAAUUGCUUGAAGAGAAAAAGGUUAAGGAAGAACGCAACAGUAAGAUCAAUCUGGACUUCAGCCAGAAGGUUUAUUAUAAUGGAAAAGACCCUCAGAGUUUCAAGAUAAGGCAAGCAAUGCAGCAGAUAGACCAAGAGAAGGAAGACCUUGCUUUUGAGAGGUUUAAUCAAGGUGAUCUAAGGGUCUUUGAAGCACAAGAUUCUAGAUAUCAUCUGUCUAAGACAGAGAAGCUCGACUUUAGCGAUAAGUUCACUGGAGAGCAAAAUAGAGCUGUCUACCAACAAGUUCGGCCAAGUUAUUACAAUGAGCAUAAGCAAGAUCAAAUUUUAGGCAAGUUUGUAUCCAAGCUAGCUGAUGCAGAGUGGAAUCAGGAAAAGUUUUCAAAACAUUUCAAGAAACCAAAACAUCACAAAAAUACUAACGGAUUUGGCUGGGAAAACACUCUUAGGAAAGAAGAUGGCUUUGAAGAGAUCAGAAGAUAUGAGACUUCAGCUGUUAAAGCUGCAAAAGAUGAUGUAGAAUCCCAUAAAUAUUCACAGGAGCUUUAUUCCUACAUUGAUCCAACAAGAUUCAGAAAUAUUCAGAAAAUAUUCGAACAUUAUUGAACACUUGGGAGAUCUGAUAACUUCAGUGGGAUGGAUACUUCUCAGCUGCAAUCUUUCCUUAAAGACAAUGAGCUGUAUUUCAAGAAUUUCGGGCCUGCAGAUGCAGAUAUUUACUUCUCACAAGGGAAUACCUCCAAGUUUAUCAACUUCAAGUAAGCUUCAUUUUCGAUCAUUCUUAGCAAAUUUUGAGAGAUCUUAAUCAAGCUGGCUAAGCUUAAGUUAAGAUCAAAAAGCCAGAUUAACACAGAAAAGAAGGUUAAGGAUUACCUCAAACAGUUUCUGUUUGUCAGAGAGAAAGCUUUUUAUAGAGAAAAGACUGAUUUAUACUCAGACUGGCUUAUAGAGUUAGGUUCUUCAAAGCUUAAAGAGAUUAAGGCUUCGUGGAAGGAACCUAUGCAGGCUGAUUUUAAUCUUUAUGCAACAAGAUCCAUCCUGUCAAAGAAGCCUGUAAUGGAUACCAAAGUGAUGUACAGAUAUUGCCAAGAAAGAAACAUAAUUCCAUGUCUCGUUAAUAGAACUGUAUGUCUGAACCUUUUCAAGCAGUGUCAGGUUGCUGAAAAGACAGAUAUUUCUAAGGAAUACUUGACUUUUCAGGAAUUUAUGGAGUUUAUCAGCUUCAUAGGUGUGCACUACUUCACUGAACACCAGAGUGAAUACCCAAAGUUGGAUACUUUUGCCAAGAAAGUGCAAGGAAUCUUUCAAUGGCUUAGCAAAAAGAUAGAUUAAGACUAUUAUUUCAAUAUUGAU